UCGGCCGCAGGCUGCCCAGCAGUCAACCCGCAGCACUGGAUAGCAACUAAAAAGGACAGAGAGGCCCAGCCUCUGCUACACUAAUGAGCCAAGUGGAAUUUGAAAUGGCUUGUGCCUCCCUCAAGCAGCCGAAGGGUCCAGUGAGUGAUCAAGAGAAACUGCUGGUGUACAGCUUCUACAAACAGGCCACCCAGGGCGACUGCAACAUCCCCAUCCCUCCAGCCACAGACGUGAGAGCAAAGGCCAAGUGGGAGGCCUGGAAUGUGAACAAAGGGAUGUCCAAGUUGGAUGCCAUGAGGAUCUACAUUUCUAAAGUGGAAGAGCUAAAGAAAAACAAAGCUUGCUAA
Molecule: messenger RNA, 347 nt
Organism: Nannospalax galili (Upper Galilee mountains blind mole rat)
Lineage: Eukaryota; Metazoa; Chordata; Mammalia; Rodentia; Spalacidae
Product: diazepam-binding inhibitor-like 5
Exons: 2
Coding region: 84-347 (87 amino acids)
Biological process (GO): fatty acid metabolic process
Cellular component (GO): mitochondrion
Molecular function (GO): fatty-acyl-CoA binding
Source: RefSeq, a predicted model, not a curated record